GGACACGACUUCACAAGUUUCAAUAACACCCAUCCGAGUCCCGCAUGAAUGUCCUUUCGAGUUGGGCUUUCUCGAAUCGGCAUUGCACAUCCCAAAUGUCUACCGAAACCAGUUGAUUUGCGUCUCUAUCGCCAACUCCAUUCUUCUGCAGCUAUUCACAACUCGGUUAGGGAAUAUUUGGCCUCGUUGAAGACUGAUAUUCAGAAUCCAGAUGUGAUUCACCGCGAUUAUCCACUUUUAACAUGGGAGAUUAGGCAACUAAAGCAGGCGCGCCAAAAUCUUCUUAACAAAAAUGACAUCGAGACUAUGCUGGAGGCCUUAGCCCUUUCGGCUCUGCCAGAGGACCUUUCUCGUAUAGAACAGAUUUUAUCCGACAUGUCAAUUGUCUACGAUGUCCCUCCUUCUUCCGAAACACACACAGUCAUCAUUCGAGCUCUGAUUCAGAAAGGAACUUUCCAGUCCGUGAAGCUCUGGUUGGAGCAUAUGCCGAAGAAACCAGGUGGUGUUGAACCUACCAUAGGACAUUACCAUUUGGUACUCGAAGCUGGUCCACGAUUCUGCACAUUCAAAAACAUGAUGCAGCUUGUUCGCGAGAUGCGACAACGAGGUUGCGAGCCAACAAACGACACGUUCAAACUUCUUGCGCAAGCUCGAUGGCUGACGACUACCCGGGUAUCCAGAAUUCCCCUACCUUCCGACUUUACCCCAAUUUUCCGACAUAUGCAGGAAAUUGGUCUUCCAUACAAUACUACCGUGGCUGAUAUGAUCCAUGUCAUGUACCUGGACAAGCAGCGCUUUCGAUAUGCUGAAGAAAUCAUGGUUUUAUACAACGACUCGUACUCUGAUCUCCUACCACCUGGCCUAUUAUGGGAGAACGAGUGGCUUCUUCGCUUGUCUGCAGCUGUAAAAGAAGGAGGUGUAGCCACUGGUUUGAAGUUGAUAUCGCAAUAUAGAGAGGAAGGAGGGAAGCCUUCAGUCCGUACUUUGGGAGUUUUCAUGCAGCGCAUCACGCGCUUCGAACACUUGUGCAGUGUUCGAGACCAGCUUGGUAUCGCUCCCUCGCAAGAACAAUGGUCUAUGUUACUCUCAAAGUGUGUCAAGCGGGGCACCAUCUCGGAAAUGUUGGAGUGCUAUAAUGAAAUUAGGAAUGAAGGCGUAAUGCCCACCGCCAGCUCAGUUCUGGCUUCCCCUUUAUCCGACGCCGUCGACACCUCCUUCAAGAUUUUCAAUGAUUUUACAGAUUCGCUUCCAGACCGUUGCGAUCUGCUUGAAAGAGAGACGCAACGCUCCCUUGCAGAUCUAUUUUCUAACAUGCUCAGAGAGGUUACUCAGCACUUGGACAAAUAUGCGCCCAUGAAGGAGCUAAUCCUUAAAGAGGCCGAGGUUCACAAUGUUCCUCUUCAAAGUGCAAGUGCAUAUCUCACUGCCAUAAGUAUGAACUCUGCACGCACAGAGCGCGACGCCAUGGAAGCAUAUCGAGAAAGCAAACAUAUUUUGGAUGAAGCUGGAUAUAUGACAGUCCUGGAUAUCCUGAGCCGAAUUUCAUGGAGUGAUAGGAUGGAGCCACGGGUUCCUACCAUCUCUUUUUAUUUCGAGGUUGUGAAGGAUAUGAAAGCCGCUCGCUAUUCUGUAACCAUGACUAUCUAUCUGAUCCUCCUUCGGUCUUUACGACAGCUUGCCAGCCGCACAGCUAAGAGUGUUGGAUUUCUGCACUUGCGCCAUGAUACGCUUGCAGCUACCCGCCAAACUCACGACCUCAUCACCCUCGACUCUUCGAUUUCGCCCAACAUCGGUCUUUGGAAUGCGUUAUUGGAAAACUACCGGCAGCUGGGAUCUUUUCCAGAUGCACUUCGUGUUUGGGAUACUAUGUACAUAUCCCGAACAUUUGAUCGAGCCAGCGUCAACAUUAUCCUGACGACUUGUCGCGAAGCCGGUGGUUUGGAUAUGGCGGGACAGAUAAAAAGCAAACUGGAGAGGUCCGGGCAGAAUGAACGAUGCGUUACGCGAUAUGUGCACCAUUGUAAAGGAUCCUGAUCCAGAGAUGGCUCAAAUCAUUUUGGGACGCCUGAAACCUGACAUUAAAGUGAACGUUAUGGCUGCGAUUCAGAAACAUCGACCUAAAUUGCACAUCGC
This is a messenger RNA of Lentinula edodes (shiitake mushroom), 2133 nucleotides long. RefSeq lists its product as uncharacterized. The record is from RefSeq and is a predicted model, not a curated record. Bases 49 to 2034 code for a protein of 661 amino acids. Gene Ontology annotation, molecular function: protein binding. The transcript has 4 exons. Lineage: Eukaryota; Fungi; Basidiomycota; Agaricomycetes; Agaricales; Omphalotaceae.